CUCUCUCUCUCUCCCUCUCUCUCUCUCUCUCUCACCCUCUCUCUGUCUCUCUCGCUCUCUCUCCUCGCUCUGCCACUCCGUCUCUCUCCCUCUCCUCUCUGCUGCUAUUCUGGGAAGUGGCGCUUGGAAUAACCCCCGUGUGCGCAUGAGUGUGUGUGUGCGUGUGUGUGUGUCUCCUGAUUUCACCCUCUCACACACGCACACAUGCACACUCACAACACAGCGAGACGCACACACUGACUGUCUGUCUGCAGCGGCGGAGCUCCGGCGGCACCGAUCCGGUCGGAAAGGAUUCCUUCCAUUUUUACGCGCAACUUUUCCUCCGCCUGAGCCGCGACGCUUCCUCCCGCCGCCCCGCGACUCUUGUGGAUUUCUAACCGCCGUGUCCUCGCCUCUGGGCGGACGACCCGCGAGGUGUCAAGCCCGGACUCGGAUCUCCUGUCACCGGGUUGGCUUGUUGUCAUUUUCGCCCGGAGACGGAGGCGCGCAGCCGGAGCGCAGCAGCCUGAAGCGGCUGUGACCAGUGUCGGACUUAAUAAACCGGACCAGGUGGCAAAAGUUCACCAGGGCUCUGAGUAUGGGACCAUGUCACAGGUGUUCCUUCCCUGGUCCAGGAAUCAGGACGGCCUCGUGAGUCCACAUCCAGGGACUCGGGACUCCGGCUGAAAAUCCACCUGAGCACGUGCAGACCUGCAGCAGGUUUCUGAAAAGUGAAUGAAGCAGCAGGAAGACAAAGCACCUUUAUCUAAAGAAAGAUCACUCAAGGAUCCUUCUGCCUUUCGAUGAGCUGGACAGAAAAACAGCGCACAACAACAUUGGGCGGUUUACAAAAUGGCCAAAAGAGAGAAAUAUUUCUGAUGUUAUCCACCAAACCUCCAUUUAAAUGUCCACUUCCUGAUUCCUGUUUCCAGCCUGGCUCCACAAUCACUCUAUCGAGGCAAUGGAUGGGUCCUUUCUGUUUCUGUGAACUUGUCGGCACCCCUCACAGAUUAAGCUAUCAUGACUGGUAGAUUGGGGAACUGGUAACCCUCCAGUAUCCGCCCUCCCAACUCCCCCACCAUCCCCUCUCUUCCCCCCUCUUCUCACCAAUAGAAGAGCUUCAUGAAAAAUGGAGGCACGUGAAUCAGCUGCCAUUGGGCACAAAUCCUCAAGUAAGGAAGCAGGGAAGGAGAAGGUGCCUCUGCAAAGGAAGUGGGUGUCGGAGCCCUCUGCAACAACCAAACGAAGCACUUUUGCUGACCAAGAGUCAAAACACCGUGAGAGUUUGCCGUGUGGUGCCACCGGGGGAUCAGCGCCUCAGCAGAAGUACGCAAUCACAGGGAAUUCUGGAAAGCUGAUAUCUGGACCUUCUGCACUUGGAGCUAUUGGAGGCCCAUCAUCUCAAGACCCCCAAGGACCCUUUGGUCAGAGAUUCCCAAGGGGAUACCCCUACCAAUUGGAACAGCCAUACCCUCAGCACCCCCAAACUGAGCGUUUCCUCUCAGGAGCCAAACCUCAACCUGGCCUAGAGCCACAUGCCUGGCCGUUUGCCGGGCAGUUGCCCUCAGAUGACCUUUACCCCGUAGGACAUCCGGGACAUACUCACCCUCAUGGGGCUGGGAGGUUUCCCCGACAGAAAUCUCCCAGUCUACCCAGCUCUUUUGGACAGUAUUCUCAGUCAGGCACUGAGCCUGGAGAGGAGGGGUACAGCAAAAAAGAGCAGAAGCCGAAAAAGCCUGGUAAGUACAUAUGUCACUACUGUGGUCGAGCCUGCGCCAAGCCCAGUGUCCUAAAGAAGCACAUCCGCUCACAUACUGGAGAAAGGCCAUAUCCAUGUGUACCCUGUGGCUUUUCCUUCAAAACGAAGAGCAACCUUUACAAGCAUCGCAAGUCCCAUGCUCAUGCCAUCAAGGCUGGACUCGUACCAUUUUCCGAGCUAGCUGUGGCCCGUAGUGGGGACAUGGACCAGGCAUCGCCAGUGGAUGAGGCCGAGGUUCACUCAGACGGAGAGCAGAGCACCGACACAGACGAGGAAGGCGUGGAGGGCUCCACCAUGCUGAUGGACAAAGACAGACCCAUCCCACAGAUCUCCUUUGAGGCUGACAAGAGUACAGGUGGUGUGGAACCAGCUUAUGCAGACUCGGCUGAAGAGCUGCCUUUGGGAUCUAUUAAAGUGCCUAUCCUCAUUGUUCCCAAGUCUGGGGGAGUCCCUUCCACAGGCAUGGAGUGCCCACCCUUUCAGGACAUCAAGGGGUCCCAUCACAUGUUGGGAUCACAGGUUGGCGGAAGAGCGCAUUCUCUGGACGACUCCCCCAGCAUCAAACAACUUUUGGCCGAGAGGCUGGCGGAGAAGAAGGGGCAGGACGCUGACUGUGCCAUGUCCCAGUCCCUCAACCUCCUCAGUCCUCACAGCAAGGGCAGCACAGACUCGGGCUACUUUUCCCGCUCUGAGAGUGCAGAGCAGCAGAUCAGCCCUCCAAAUUCUAAUGUCAAGACGUACGAAGAGAUUAUGUUUGGUCGGACUUGGUACUACCGACCCAACUCCAGAUCCAGGCAGUCCAUCCCAGUGGGCAUGGCAGGGGCAGACCCAGCCAGCCUGGCUAGUUUAAAACAAUCUGGUGCUAUUCUGGAGAUGGGGAAGAUAGCUGAGGAUCAAAUCUGUUUCAGAGGGGAUGUAGGGAUCUCUGGAGAUCCCAAGCAGUAUCCAACAGGACCUUGUCAAAGCAGUACAGGCCUAUUGGAGCCUCCAUCUGAUUCUGGGCCCCUAAUUAGGAGUAACUCUAUGCCAACUUCUUCACCUCCUAACCUCAGUGUCCCACCAGGUAUUCGGGGCAGCCACUCCUUCGAUGAGAUGAUGUCCCCAGAUGAUGUGUUUUACCCACAAGGGCUUCGCAGACUCCAAAGACAGGCUGCAUUUGAACAUUCAGCCGCUGAAGCCCAUGUAGGAGAGGCUGAGGGCUACGGACACUUGCCCAAGAAUUUAGCUUCAUCUCUGGGUAUGAAGAUUGGUGAGCGCAGCACAGGACUCCCAGAGCACAUUGCCUAUAGCCCAUAUGGUACUAAAGUUAGCAUGUCAGAAAUAGCCACAAGAAAAAGGAGGAAAGAGACGAGUGUUGGGGAUGAGGAGGACAGCCCUGGACAUUGUGACAGUAGCUGUAGUGGCUCAGUGGAGAUGUUAGGGGACUAUGAGUUUAAGCAAAGUAGUUUUGAUAGGUCGAGAGCCCCUCCAAUAGGAAAGGGCUCUCUCAGUGCUCACAGCCAAUCAGAUAGCUUUGACACCUGUGCCAGCAUGUGCUCUGAGGACAUUGCAUUGUUUACUGAGUCUGAGUGCAGGAAGGCAGCUGGGAAUGUCAUAUCAGUCAUCCAACACACCAACUCCCUCAGCCGGCCAAAUUCCUUUGAGAAGUCAGAGUCCUUUGAGCAUCCAGGAUAUCAGUCUUCAGAGAAAGGUCCACCCAGCCAGUACUCUGAACAGUCGGACACAGACAUCUAUGAAGAUGCUCUUAGUCCUGAAUCUGCCCUACUGCCAGAGAGCAUGGAGCAGCAGCUGCAGAGUGACAGUGACCUGGCCUCCCUUUCAUCGUCAUCAGCUGCAGCCUCCCCUGGUCAGCCUUACCACAUCCCACACAAACUGGUCCGACAACCCAACAUCCAAGUUCCUGAGAUCAGGGUGACAGAGGAGCCAGACAAACCUGAGAAAGACCCAGAAGCUCCAAUGACCAAGGAGCCAGAUAAGCAGCUGCAGCAUGUGGAGGAGUUUCAGCUGCCACAGAGGAGCGACACUCUCUCCCAGAUGCCAUCAGAGAAGCUCCCACCCAAGAAGAAGCGUCUGCGUCUGGCGGACAUGGAGCACUCGUCUGGGGAAUCGAGCUUUGAGUCAACUUGCACCAGCCUUUCUCGCAGCCCCAGUCAGGAGAGCAACCUAUCCCACUCCUCUUCCUUCUCCAUUUCCUUUGACCGAGAGGAAGGCCUCAAGUCUGUUUCACCCGUCAAACAGCAGGAUGACUCGUUGGCCCCCAGUGGUGGAGCUAAGCAGUCUGAGUUCCUGACAGUUCCCGGCAGUGGUCAUUCCAGCCACCACCAGCAGAGGGAGAUGAGGAGGUCUUCGUCGGAGCAGGCACCAUGCACACUGCCCACGGAGUUGCCUGAAAUGCGCAGCAAGUCCUUUGACUAUGGAAGCUUGUCGACCUCCAGACAGGGAGAGCUAUACUCCAGUGCCUCUGCAAUGAAGGAACGCCGGCGUGGAUAUCUGGUCCGACAGGCGUCACUGAGUGUUUAUCCAGAGUCAGUUGCUCAGGAGCCAGGCGGCACAGAGAUGUUGAUCAAGCAGGAGAGUUUGGAACAUGUGGCUUGGUCCGGACCACCAGGAUCCCCCCACAGCAACCCUGAUGUAGCCAGCAGGACCAAGAGAGUGUGCAGUAGCACCGGUGGUAUGGGAUCUCACCAACACCACCAGCAUCUCCUCCAGCAGAGUAUCAGUGAGGACAGCCUGCAGGAUGAGCCACUCUAUGGAAGGUCUCAACAGCAUCGUCUGCAUGCCCAGGGCUCGUCAUCUGAAGGAGAACCUCCAGGUCAUGAGGUCAUGAACAAGGAAGUGAUGCAGCAGUACCAGAGUGGCCCCCCCUUCCUCUCCUUCCAGCAACCAGGUCACUACUGGUCUCAGGAGGCCGGACAGAUGCCAAGACAGCUGCCGGCCCAGCAGCAACUCCCAAAACUCCACAUCAGAUCACCAGGCAGCCUCGCUGGACACCCACAACACAAACACGCACCAGCCCACUCCCUGCAGCAAAUCCAUGAUCAACAGUUACACGAUGGAAAAGCAGAAAACGCUAGCUCUCCAAUGUACCCCACCUCCUUCUCAUCCCGAAACUCUCCUCUGUCCCAGCAACAGCAAAGCUUUGGCUCGCUGUCCUCUAAGUUCUCCCUGCCCAGCUCCACCACCACCUCCAUGCUUCUGCAGCAGAUCCACCCUGUGUUUGCAACCCAGAACCUGGGAUCACAGGCCUCACUGCCCAGUAUGAUGGUUCCUGUACGGCUCCAAACCCAUAUGCCAUCAUUUGGUAGUGUUAUGUACACAAGUGUUAGUCAGCUGGUAGCUAGCAGUUCGGGCUGUGCUGACUACAGAAGCAUGUCUCCCCCGGUUGGUGUUGCGAGCACCGGCAAACCACCAGGAGGAAUUGGAGGAGGUUUCGACCUGUCACACUUCCUGGGAAAGACCGAAGGCUCAACGCUGUGCUAUCCUCCCUGGAAGGUUCCCGAUUCUCUGCCGGAGCAAAGGCUAAACACAGGGAUACCACUCUCACUAACAUCAGGCACCAUUUCCACCACAGACGCCUCGGGGUCAGGCAUCGGCGGCAGCAAGCGCAUGCUCUCCCCUACCAGCUCUCUGGAGCUCUUCUUCAAGACUAAGCAGCAGAAAAGAGUGAAAGAGGAGAGGAUGUACGGACAGAUUGUAAAGGAGAUGAGCGCUGUGGAGCUGAGUGGAUCUGAGAACAGCAGUACAGCUGAUAAAGGGAAGUGCGCAGGUCUGCAAGCCCGUCUGAAGAGUGAUGGCUCCAUGGAUGACUCUGAAAGGAUGUCGUCUUCCCCACCAAGCGACUACCCUUUUGCCACAAAGAUUUCCAUUCCCGUCCGUUCCUCUGCCCCCCACCUCCCUGAUGUUCCCCGAGCUGAGAGCUUCACCCCUCCUCUCCAGAUUGUCACGGACCGAUCAGGUGGCCGAGACUCCCCAGAGGAACUUGAUGUGGAUGAUUCAGCUCCAGAGCCCAACUUUAGCACCCAGUCUAUGGUGUCUUCAAAUGCAGAAGAAGAUGGUGACAACAAAAAGCCAGGUGCAUCCAGUAAAACCCCGGUCGGCUUGCUGGUAAAGCUCGCUUCCAAACAAAGUGCAGGAUUAUCCGGAACAGUGGGCCAGACGCUGCUACUCACAGACAUGGCUGAUGUCCAGCAGUAUUUCCAGUUCCCUAGCCUGCGCACUACGAGCAAAGUUAGCUGGUGUUUCCUGAAAUACACCAAACCCAACAGCACCCCGGCCGCCUUGCGAGGGUCUGUCUACAGUACAUGGUGUGUGAACUCCUACAAUCCCAAUCCUCUGAACCUCAGCACCAAGGCUGCACUGGCCCUGCUGAGGUCCAAGCAGAAGAGGAACACAGAUUGGGUUUACACAACAUCAGCCAUGUCUCCACCCAGCUCUGGAAAACUGGUGUCGUCUGUGGCCUGGAAGCUGAGGUUUGAUCAGUUGAAACCAGAGCUGAUGCCCGUUGAUGUCUGUAACUUUGGGAGGAAAAUGAAAGGAGUGGUGUCGUGGGACCGAUCGAAGGAGGAGCAGGUGGAGAAGGAGGUGUCAGCCAAACAGUCCGCCAGCGAACCCUCCCGGAUCAAGAUCUUCGAAGGCGGCUACAAGUCCAACGAGGACUAUGUUUACGUCCGUGGUCGCGGCCGAGGGAAGUACAUCUGUGAGGAAUGUGGAAUCCGCUGCAAGAAGCCGAGCAUGUUGAAGAAACACAUCCGCACGCACACGGACGUCCGGCCCUACGUCUGCAAGUUCUGCAACUUCGCCUUCAAAACGAAAGGAAACCUGACGAAGCACAUGAAGUCAAAGGCUCAUAUGAAAAAGUGUCUGGAGUUGGGAGUGUCCAUGUCGUCGGUUGAGGACGCAGAAGGGGACGAUGGAGAUGUCGGAGAUGAAGGUCAGAGGUCAGAGAAGAUGUCCAGAGGCGUAAUGGCCGACCACCAGUUCUCGGAUGCAGACGACUCGGACGGAGGGGAGGACGACGGUGAUGACGAUGAAGACGAUGAAGAGGACGACUACGAUGGCGACUCCACUCCGAAGACUCGCUCGCGCUCCACCAGCCCGCAGCCGUACGGCCUCCCCCCCCUGUCCAUCAGCGCCAUGGCCGCCUCCCACCCGUCUCCUCACCUGUCUCCUCACUCUGCGUCCGACCUCCUGGGUCACGUCAACAAGCCGCCGCUGUUUGGUUACUUCACCACGGUGCCCAGCAUCCAGAUCACCUCACAGGCUCCGCCCAGCGACCCGGCGGCGAGGGAGCGUGGUCACGAGUACCAGCACGGCCUGCAGAGGUCACUGGGGAGCCGGCUGCUGGUUCCACCCGGCUCCUCGAUGGAUGAAGACUUGGCCUUCCACUCCCCGGACCUCUCCUCCUCCUCCUCCCGCCUGUCCUCACCCGGGCUGGACCACUCCGGCUGCCCGUCCCCCAUCUCCCCUUCCUCCUCGCCCUCAGCCCGCCGGUACCUCUCCCCACGUCGGGACCUCUCGCCCCGUCCCAGACACCUCUCGCCCCGGAGGGACGUCUCCCCUCUGAGACACAUCUCCCCCAAGAGAGACCUGGGGGCGGCGGGCGGGUACCGGAGGGACCUGUCCCCCAGGAGGGGACACCUCUCACUGCUCUCCCCUCUCUCUCGACCCACGUCUCCGGCAGGAAGAGACUACAAGCGUGACCUCUCACCCCGAGGUCGCCACAGGGGGGUGCUCCGGCCUCUGUCCCCUCGCAGAGGACUCCACCAGCACCUCCACCCCCAAAGCCAGCAGGGCGGAGCCAGGAGCCUGAGGCCGCCGGGUCAGGGAGAGUUCGUUUCUCUGGGACGUCGCAGGACCAGCACAGAAAUGGAGACGGAACUUCGUCCAGACUCACCUUCACUGGGGGGGGGGCAGCGGCAGACCAGUAACCAGUCCAGUCCGCCUCACCAAGUCCUGUUCAGUCACCUGCCUCUUCAUUCUCAACUCCAGGUGCGUUCUCCCUACCCGAUGAUCCCCAUCGGCGGCAUCCAGAUGGUACGAUCCGUCCACCCGUCCGUCUCCACCCCCCUCGCUCAGCAGGGGGCGCCGCGCCUGACGGUGCAGAAGAGCACGUCAGAGGACUCCACCACCAGCGAGCCUGCCCCCCCACAUUUCAUCUCCUUCAUCGAGAGGGGAGGAGGGGGAGGAGAGUGGGUGAGGGAGUCGUCGGGACCUCACCCGUCCUCGCGGGAGAGGCACGGCGGGGGGGUGAGGCCGGAGCAGGAGGAGGGCGUCCAGACGUGCACCAACGCCAUCGCCUCCCUCUGCAUCGACGCCGAGGAGCCUGCGGACAGAGGACUGAGGGUGGAUGAAGGUAAAGAUGGAGGCCGAGCUCCUCCCUCCUCCUCCUCCUCCUCCUCCUCCUCCUCCCCUUCUGCAGCGUCACCUGACUCCCACCUUCAGCAGCGCCGCUCGCCCUCCGCCUCCAGGUCGCCUCCCUCUCCUCACCCCUCACCCUCUCCCCCUGGGACUCAGCACUUUAGCGGCCUGGAGCUCCGGCCUCCCCACGCGUCACUCCCCUCCUCCCCCCACUCCUCCACCUCCUCUCCUCACCCUCACAGCCCUGGGGUCGACGCCCUCCAGCCUCCGACGGCGUCCAAACCUCCGCGGCCGGACGGCGAGGUGGAAAGCACAAAGAGGAGCAGAGACGUGUCGUAGAGCUGCAGAGGAAGAAGGAGGAGAGGAGGAGGAGGAGGUGCUGUGGAUUGCUUUUUUGUUUUGGGGAUAAUAGGAAGGGAUGAAGUGCAACAGAGAGAGAAAUGACCUUUGCACACUUUACACACACAUUUCUUCUUGUUCAACACACACACAAACACACACACACACACACUCUCUUGCUCUCUCUCUCUCAGAUACAUACGAAGAACAUGAAUGAACUUCUGCAGCAUGCUGUUCACAUGUCUGUUCUAACCGGGGCCUGCUAUCGGACACUUUCUUAUUUAAAGAGGAUUUCAAACGGUUUCCCGCUCGACUGGGAGAGGAGAGUGAGAGAGGAGGAGAGGAGAGUGAGAGCGGAGGAGAGUGAGAGCGGAGGAGAGUGAGAGAGGAGGAAGGAGGAAGGAGUCGGGUUAGAAUCGGUACGUCAGAAACAAAAGACUGGACAGCUACGUGUGCCUUUUCUUUCAACCUUUUUUUGUUGCUUAUAUUCUGAUAAGCAAACGAAGCAGGAAGGUAAAUGUAAAUACAAUAAUAUCAGCUUUGUAAUAAAUGCAAACUCCUCCUCCUCCUCCUCCUCCUCCUCCUCCUCCUCCUCCUCCUCCUCCUCCUCCUCCUCCUCCUCUGUCUGUCUGUCUCUCUCUCUCUCUCUCUUUUUGGACACCUUAAAAAGUCUGGACUAGCGAUGUGAAGUUAUGGAUAUUACUAUUACGUACGGUUGCACUAAAACAUAUUUUUAUAUGAGUGAAAUUUUAAAAAAAAUGGCUUUUUUGUGUACAGCGGCAAUUCUAUAUAAUACUAUUUAUUAUUGUUACCAUGUUUCAUAAAUUGUAAAUUUUUUCUUAAAUGUCGUGGAUGCCUUUUUCUAUGUAAAGCAUGGGGUUUUUUGCUAUCGCUGACAUUAGGGCGAGGAUAUAUAAACACUGUACUAUGGCUUUAUAUGUUAGACCUAUUUAUAUACGUCUAAGUGAGCACCCUCUGCUUGGAGGUAUAUACACAUAGAAGUAAGAUGAAUAUUUAUCCAGCAUAUGAAUACAUACAGAAUAUUGAGUCUCUCUCUCUCUCUCUCUCUCUCUCUCUCUCGCUCUCUCGCUCUCUCUCGCUCUCUCUCUCUGCACUUAUCAUAUAGAAUGACAUUCACAUUAAGGUUAUGUAUUUAUGAGCUUGUACAUUUUUCUCUGCUGCUCUUCUCUCGUCUCUGGUUGUGAUUUAUUUUUUGUUUUAAAACUUUUUUUUCUGUGGUUUUAUUUCUUCUGUUUCUUUUUUUAUUUGCGAGGCUCAGACUCAGCAUUAAGUGAAUGAACAUGCCUUCUUGCACCGUGGCAUUCUGCUCCUCCUCCUCCUCCUCUUUCUUCUCCUCCUCCUCUUCCUCCUCUUCCUCUUCCUCCUCUGCCUCCUCUUCCUCUUCCUCCCUCGACACCAGCCGCUGAACGGCUCCCCUCUCCGUCACGGGACUUUUGCUUGAAUGAAAACAGUUUUUUUUAAAGGGGGAAACAUUCCAGUCGAGUCGAAACCCCGAAGACAAACUUCUAUUUCUCAUCGUGUCUGAACUCUUCACAUCUGGAGACAAACACAUUCAGCCAACUCUCUGACAAAUGCACCUUAUAUUUCUAAAGACAAGCUCCAUGAUCUUUUUUAUUUUGCAGCAAACUUUCAUUAAAAAUCGAAGGUGAAUUGUUCUGAACCCUCAAAAAGC
Molecule: messenger RNA, 10127 nt
Organism: Pleuronectes platessa (European plaice)
Lineage: Eukaryota; Metazoa; Chordata; Actinopteri; Pleuronectiformes; Pleuronectidae
Gene: hivep2a
Product: HIVEP zinc finger 2a
Exons: 18
Coding region: 1109-8434 (2441 amino acids)
Biological process (GO): regulation of transcription by RNA polymerase II
Cellular component (GO): nucleus
Molecular function (GO): RNA polymerase II cis-regulatory region sequence-specific DNA binding; DNA-binding transcription factor activity, RNA polymerase II-specific
Source: RefSeq, a predicted model, not a curated record